AUGAGCGGUAUUACUAAUAACGAAAAAAUUCAAUAUUUCUCUAUGUUCAACCAGCUUGGCCCUGUAAAUGGAUUCAUUACAGGUUCUCAAGCACACAAAUGGCUUGUCAAUUCAAAAUUGCCAGUACACAUGUUAGAGAGAAUAUGGGAUCUUUGUGACAUAGAUAAAGACGGAAACCUUGAUUUUGACGAGUUUGCAGUCACUUAUAGAUUAGUUAAUGAUCUUUUAGCAGGGAUAUACCCUGAUGUUCCACCAACGCUUCCACAACACCUUAUUCCUCAGAGCAAGUUGCAUUUAUUAGCAGCACGUGGUAGUGGUGGUAAUGUCGGGAAUUUGGCCGGAGGUGGAACUUUUAUUGGAACAAGCGGACCAAUUACAAGCGAAUUUAAUACACCAGGGAUUGGACAGAUUAAUAAUAAUGAUGUGACCAAUUUGUUAAGCGCGCAACAUCGAUUUCCUCCGAUUCCUCCACCUGUGCCAGCACCGCUUAAUCAAUUUUCGCAAGUUCCACCACCAGUGCCGCCUCCACCUACACUUCAUUCUAGUUACGGUGGUUUUCCGUCCGCGCCAUUGACAGACGAUUUUGAUUGGUAUAUGCCACCUGCUGAUAAAUUUAAUUAUGAGAAUCAGUAUAGCAGUCACGUUGGGGCACAUGGAUAUGUGCAAUUUGCAUAUUUCGAUGAGCUAUAUCUACAGCUUGGAAUUCCCCGAGAAGAAUGUAUAGCCGCAUGGAAUCUUGCAGAUGUCAAUUUCGAGCAACGUCUUGGUAAAGACGCGUGUUUAGUGUUUUUGCACAUACUCAAUCAGCGCAGUAAAGGAAAACGUAUUCCAAGUCAAUUGCCAAAUGCUCUCAAAACUUCGUUAUUACGUGGAAAACUGAAUUAUAACUAUAAUGAAACGUUGGAUCCAACGUCUACUACACGUCGAGCACGUACCGAUCCCAAUGAUUCGGGAUCAACGCGGUCCUACGGAGGAACAAAACGGGAGGAAGAGCAACUACUACACAAACUCGCCGACCUAAACGAAAGAAUACAAAAAGCCGAAGAACGAGCACUAUCCAGUUACACUAGCGCACUAUCUUCCUCGACAUCCUCGGAAACGAUAACAGACUUUCAACAGCUGCUAGAGUACAAGCAGAAACAAUUAUCCGCCCUUAAAGACCUCGCUGGUGCCAAACAGAAAUCAUCGUCCGCGUUUUUCGAGAAUUAUAUUCGGCGCGAGAAAUCCGCGGUACGUGAAUUAGAGGAGAAUAUACAGUUGUUGAAGACUCAGAUGUCGAUAUUGGAAACAGAGUAUAGUAGUAGUGAACGUGAUUUGCGACAGUUGCAACAGGAUAUUGAGGUGGCUAAGAGUGGGAGAUAA
Ambispora gerdemannii is the source of this 1362-nucleotide messenger RNA. NCBI's taxonomy places the organism in Eukaryota, Fungi, Glomeromycota, Glomeromycetes, Archaeosporales, Ambisporaceae. The record is from the annotation of a GenBank genome assembly.